Molecule: messenger RNA, 12568 nt
Organism: Hippocampus zosterae (dwarf seahorse)
Lineage: Eukaryota; Metazoa; Chordata; Actinopteri; Syngnathiformes; Syngnathidae
Gene: ankrd11
Product: ankyrin repeat domain 11
Exons: 14
Coding region: 593-9061 (2822 amino acids)
Biological process (GO): anatomical structure morphogenesis
Cellular component (GO): nucleus
Molecular function (GO): protein binding
Source: RefSeq, a predicted model, not a curated record
AGCGUUUCCGUCCUGCAGCUCGAAGUCGAAGGCCGCUUGAAAAGCGCACGAAUGGGUUCGCUGAUGACUUUAACGAAACAUUCCGUGCUGUUUUGAUGGAUUUCCUUCACCCAAUCAAAUCUGCCGUUACACAAGUGGACUGAUCAAGAUUUUCACUCGGAGGUGAAGAAGAAUUUGCUGCGUUCCAACCGUGUUUUUUGGUGGAUAUUGGAGUCGUCUUUUCCCUCUGUCGUCUUCUUGUUGGUGUGUAUGGUUUGAACAAGCUAGCGUUAGCCUCGCUUCUUAGUGGGCUGCUUUUAGCUGCUGCCAUGGUCCUUGCAAGUCUAUGCGGAUGUCUCCGGGGCAGUUCGUGCUAAAACGAACUCAACAAAUGGGAACAUCCAGCAUUGGCUGAACACACCGUGGCAUCAAAUAAAGGUUCCAUUCACGCUUUAAGGAAAUUCCACAUUCGGAUCUUGGGACACCCGAAGAUUCUCUGGUGCUUCUCUUUUUGGAUUUUAACCCACUGGCAUUCUCCCACAACCAUGGAAUCGACGGUUGAUGACGAUGCAAUGGCAGCGUGAAUGAAGCUUGGCGUGGGGAGAGCUGAACGAUGCCCAAAGGUGGGGGUUCUAAAACCCCCCAGCUGGACCACUUCCCACUUAACACCGACAUGGUGGAAAAGCAGGGUGGGAAGAAGGAAAAAGUGUUGUCAAAUAAGACUCCCAAAUUGGAUCGCAGUGAUGGGGUUAAAGAGAUGAAAGAGAAGGCAUCGAAAAGGAAACUGCCGUUUACAACUGGAGCAAAUGGAGACCAGAAAGAUUCUGACUCAGAGAAACCAGGUCCAGAGCGGAAGCGCAUUAAAAAGGAGCCCACAAACACCCGGAAGGCAGGCUUGCCGUUUGGAAUGGGGAUGCCGGGCAUCCGGGCGGGGUACCCUCUCUCCGAGCGGCAGCAGGUGGCCCUGCUCAUGCAAAUGACUGCUGAGGAGUCCGUAAACAGUCCAGACACAACACCAAAGCACCAGUCACAGUCCAGUCUAGGUCAGAAGGGAACGCCAAACUCUGCAUCUAAAACCAAAGAUAAAGUAAAUAAAAGAAAUGAGCGAGGAGAGACUCGGCUGCACAGGGCAGCGAUUCGUGGCGAGGUACGCCGCAUUAAGGAACUCAUCAGCGAGGGAGCCGAUGUGAAUGUAAAAGACUUUGCAGGCUGGACUGCAUUGCAUGAGGCUUGCAACAGGGGGUAUUACGAUGUGGCCAAGCAGCUGCUGGCAGCCGGAGCGGAGGUCAACACCAAGGGUUUGGAUGACGACACCCCUCUCCAUGAUGCAUCCAAUAAUGGACAUUUUAAGGUGGUUAAGCUUCUUUUACGGUAUGGGGGCGACCCACGACAAAGUAACCGAAGAGGUGAAACGCCUUUGAAUGUUGCCAACUCUCCAACUAUGCUGAAUUUAUUGCUGGGGAAAGGCACAUACACCUCAAGUGAAGAAAGUUCCUCAGAAUCUUCAGAGGAGGAGGAUGUUCCCUCGUGCGCCCCUUCCAGCUCUGUCGACGGCAAUAACACAGACUCUGAGUUUGAGAAGGGCUUGAAGUUAAAAGGGAAAGCAUUGGACCCUCCUAAAUCUGCGGUCACCCCCGUCAAAGACGAGUAUGAAUUUGACGAAGAUGACGAGGAGGAGCGAGUGCCCCCCGUGGAUGAUAAGCACCUCUUGAAAAAAGACUUCCGUAAGGACACGGUUAGCAAGGCCAACAGUUUCAUCUCCAUACCCAAGAUGGAGGUCAAAACCUAUUCCAAAAGCAACUCGCUGACACCAAAGAAAGCCGUCCGACGGAUCAUCUCGGACAGUAACAGUUCAGAUGAGGACGACAGAACGCUCUGUUUCACGCCGGCGCCGACGCCGCGACAACAGGCCCUUCAAACAAACGCCAAGACAAGAGACUCUGGAAAUCUGAGUUCCAAACAACUGAAAGACAAGAAUAAAGUCAAAAAGAAGAGGAAGAAGGAGAGUAAAAACAACGUUGGCAAAGAAGUCCGGUUCGGGAAAGUCAACGACAAAUUCUGUACGUCCGAUUCUGAUUGCGGCGACCUGGAGAGCGAAGACGAUAAAGGUUCCAACAGCAUGAAGGAUUCUUCAAUGCUUGUGAAAGAAUCCUCCGGCUUCAAUAUGUCCUCCUCCUCGCAUGUCAACUCUCAGAAACAAGCGCCGUCACUAGCGGAGCAACACCCGAAGCAGUGGAGGACCGAUGGCUGGAAGACGGUGUCGUCUCCCACGUGGUCGGAUGUAAGCUCUCUGUCUGACUCGGUGAGAACCAGGCUGUCCAGUGAGUCGGACUACUCCUCUUCCGAGUCCAGUAUUGAAUCGAUAAAACAAGUGAAGCGGAAAGGAGCAGACAACAAAAAGAAGAACAACAAUGUCCACAAUAACACGAUGGACAAGAAAAACUCUGACAUCUACAAAAAUGCCACCGCUGACAGUACAGCCUCCAAAACGGACGGGGACGGUAAAGUGCUCAAGAAGCAUAAGGUGAAGCACAAGCACAAAAGCAAAGAAAAGGAGAAGGCCCCCAGCCUCGUGCUUAAUCAAGACAUGAACGAAAAAUUCGUCAAAAGCUAUUCGUUUGAUUUUGACGAUUCGAGGCAAAAGUCUGUCGCCGCGGAGUCGGAAUCGCCGGCCGAAAGCAAGAUCAAGCUAUCGAAACAUGAGAAAGACCAUUCCAAAAAGGAAGAAAGGCUCUCCAAAAGCAAGUCUGAAGAAAAGGACUGGUCGUCGGGCAAGGACUCGCAUAGAACGGCGGAAAAGGAGAAAAAUAAGAAAACUAAGGACUCGGUCAAGGACAAAGCAAAUAAGGACGAGCGAGAGAAGCCCCUGAAAUCGGACAAGGAGAGAAUCGUCAAGGACAAAGCCAAGGAGGAGAAACAGAAAAACCAUAAAGAGGAAAAGAAGAAAAAGUCAAAGGAGAAAUCCCGGCCCGAUAGGAAAAAUGAGCCAAAAGAGGAAAAGCAUCUCAAGGUUGACAAGGAGAAAAGCACCAAGGAGGAGAAAUGUAAAAAGGACAAAGUUCUCAAGGACGAGUCCGAGUAUGAAAGCUACGACGUCAACAACCGUUUCCUCAACCUGGAUGACGCAAAGCUCAGCGCCUCGGAUGACCAUCAUGACCGAUGGGGCUCAGAGAUGUCCUCGGACUCCUCCCUCUAUGGAGAUGACAGCUGGGAUGUCCCCGUCAAAGAGUAUAAAGAGUACAAAGCCAAUCAUUCGGUGAAACUCAUCGUUGAGACCGUCAAGGAAGAGACGAGGAGAAAAGAAAAAGUGAAAGACAAGAAAUCGGAUCAUAGCGAGAAAAGACCGGAGAAGGAGGCCACGUCCAAAAAGAAAGACAAAGACUGUUCGGAAAAGACCAACGAGAAGAAAAAAGAUUGGUCGGAGAAACAAAAAAUGAACUCGGGUCACUCUGCUGAAAAGGAGAAGAAGCGGAAAGAAUCCACAGAAACGGGUAAAGACAAAAAAGACAGAGAUUCCCUGGACAACGGCCGAGAACGCAAAGAUUCGUACGACUUUGUGAAGGAGAGAAAAGACGGCAAAAUCAAGCAAGAGUCCAUUCGGGAAGACUACAGCAAUGACUCGUUCUUCAAAGAAAUGGACGCCGUCAGCAAGUCGUGCGACAUCCGCGAGAGAAACCAUUCCGGUAAGGAGAAAGAAAAGAAGUUUGAGGCAAUGGAAAAACGAGAGAAAACAAAAGCAGAGAAGCACAAGGAGAAAAUAAAAGACCGAGGUGCGGACCAGGAGAAGGACAAGAGCGACAAAUUCUCCGGCGAAAAAACGGCCAAGGAAAAGGACGUUGAUCGCGCGGCGGCCAAAGACAAGAAGGAGGGCCUGAAAGACAAACACAAAGAGUCUCACGGCAAGGACAAAGAUCGAAAGAUGUCAUCGGAGCAGAGCAAGGACAAGAAGGAAAAGGCCUCCCAAGACAAACACGCCGAUAGAGAAAAGGAUUUCUUUGACGUGAAAAAAGAGGAAAGAAAGCCGGAGAAAAUCCGAGAGAAGACGUGGUACAAAAUAGCAGACAUUUUCACGGACGAAAGUGACGACGAGGAGGACGCCUACAACGGCGCUCACGUUUCCGACUCGAUCAGAAAAGAUUCAACACCCGAUCAAGAUGAUCUGGAUCACUUUCCAUCGGACAAAGUCAGGAAAAUGUCGUCGGAGACCAAACACGGCGCCGAGAAGGCCAAAGAGAAAGACCAUAAGGAGAAGAAGAAAGAAAAGACCACCUUUGACACCGGCAAGGAGCGCAAGGGCUCCCUCGAGAAACACAACAAAGACAAGAAAGAAUCCGCCGACGUCAAACAUAAGGAAAGAAAAGACCGAAUGUCGGCCGACUCCAACCAAGAGAAGAAAAAUAAGCAGAAGCUCUUGGACAAAAGGGACAACAGUGAGGAUAAAACAAAAAACAAAUACAAAGACAAGACGGACAAUCCCAAGGAGAGGAAGCCAUCGAAGGGCAGCGGUGAAAAUGAAAAGUCCCUCCUGGAAAAAUUGGAAGAAGAAGCUAUGAAUGACUACAAGGACGACUCCAAUGACAAGAACAGCGAUAUUUCGUCCGACAGUUUCACGGACAGGGGCCACGAGCCGAUCCUGGCGAGUUACUACGAUUCCAUCGGACUCGCCGAUAUGGCCGAGGACAGGAGGGACUCCCUUUCUAUCUCCACACCCCAGGACAAGUUCAGAGAGAAAGAAAGACAUCGGCAUUCCUCCUCCUCCUCGUCCAAGAAAAGCCACGACAAAGAUAAAGACAAAGUCAGGAAGGACAAACGCGACAAAACGGAAGAAAUCCGAGACAUGUACAGUCGGCGGGAAAGCUUGCCUUUCGAGAAAGAGCCCAUGCCUCUCGAGGCGGAUCCUUACACGUUCCCGUACGGCGGGAAAGGAGAUGGCGAAGACGAUUUUGAGAAGACGUUAGAAUUUGAAAAAGAGAUGUCCAAAAAAGACAAGGCGACUGCUGUCAUCGGUGACCGGAUGAAGGACAAAAAGAAAAAGGAAAAACAUAAAGACAAAAUCAAGGAGGACCGCAACAAGCACAUCGAUGGAUUUGGUUCGUCGAAGCAUUCCAAAGAAGACGUCAAGUCGGGAUUAAAGGAGAGCCCUCAGGUCACCGUUUUGAAAGACAGAUCAAAAGAAGACAGCCCUAAAUUUGACCUGAAAAAAGACAGAAAUCGGGAUCUAUCGGAGAAAGACAACAGAUUAGACCACGCCAAGUCGAAAACUAAAGAUGAAAACGAAAAGCUCAAUCUGGCCAAAGACACCGGACGGAAAGAUAACCGGCCGCGGGAAAAACUCCUGGUCGAUGGCGAUUAUCAAAUGACGAGCUUCGGUCAGAUGCUGAGUCUGAAAGAUCAAGAAAUCGAAGAGCGCCACAAAAGGCAUAAAGAGAGGAUGAAACAGAUGGAGAAGCUGAGACCCAAGUCGGGAGACCCCAAACUUAAGGACAAAGCCAAGUCCGCCGAAGAAGUCAGGAAGAACCGCGGUGAGCUCUCCUCAAAGAAGUCAUGCAGCUUGGAGUCCGGUCUCAAGGAGAAGAAGCUGAAGGACGUUGGCCUACCAGCUCAAAUGGUGUCCCCGAGUCGGAAGUUCCAAGCGCCUACAGACAGCCACAACUCAAAAGACUGGCUGCCCGGCCAUCAAAUGAAAGAGAACCUCCCGGCUUCUCCCAGGUCGGAACACAACAGGCCGACCGGAGUGCCCACGCCAACAUCCGUCAUCUCUUGCCCCAGUUACGAGGAGGUCAUGCAGACUCCGCGGACUCCGUCUUGCAGUGCAGAAGAUUACCCGGAUAUUAUGAUUGAUGGGCUGGAUUGCCAGAACUCCUCCGCCAUGACCAUGUCUAUGAAUGCGUGUUCACCGUCCUUCUUUGAAAGCAGGUACUCCCAAAGUUUUCAGGAAGGCACAUGCCCCACCCCAGCAAAGAACCUCCAGCUGCCACUCAUCAGCCGUUCUGCCUCCUCGGAUGUACGCAGGCCUCUGGAAGAAGAGUUCAAAAUUGAGGCCGACAAGUUCCUCCGACAGCAUAGCGAUCCGUCCGCUGAAUUUGAUCCGACUACCGGUUCACAAAUUCUAGAAGAGAAAUCGGCCUCUGCGGAUAGACUCGAGAGCUUGCCCUCGCCCUACUUCUCUCCCAUUAGGUUGUUGUCUCCCCGACAGGAACCGAGUCAUCCCGCACCAGAUCUGGCAACGCCGACGCUCCCUUGCACGGAGACCAGUGAGCAUCUUUCCGAUGGUGUUUACAGCGGUUACUUGCCGAAGCCAUCUACACCCGUUCACAGGCCAGAUCCGCUGGAGCCCUGCUUUGACAUCGCUGCACCGCCGACGCCGGCUCCUGCGGCACUGCCCCCGCUUGACAUUGACGACAUCUCGGAACCUCACCACAGCGAGCCCAACCUCGUCCUCUCGGAUCUCCCCUCAGUCAUAGAAGAAAGGGAUGAAGAAGAGGACGAUGAAGGCGAAGACCUCGAUUUAGAUGACAGGAGAGAUGAUGAUCAUUGUGCGGCGCAUGAGACGCGGCAAACGCAGGAACCGCCCUCCUUCCCCGCUCAAGUUGAGGAACCUUUGAGAAAGAGCUGGCACGUUGAGUCGCCAGAUCGACAAGAUCCAGAGGUUGAGCAUUUCACUCCGCCGCAUCCCGAACCCAACCAUGGGGAAAACUGUUACGAUCACAGCAUGAGUUGGAACCACGAAGUGGACCUCAAAUCUCCCCAUCGGACAUACGGGGAGAUCGAAGCCGCCGUCUCCAAAAUAACCAGUCCUUAUUCUCAUUCAGAAGGUGAUCUGCAGCACUUGUCCGGACACCCAUCUGUAACUCCUCCAUACGCCACCUGGAAUAGGUGGCACAAGGAAGAAGACCCUGAGGAUUUUGAUGAGCAGAAGGAGGCUGUGGCCGAUAUUCCUUCUCUGGAGAGACCUGAUACAGCUCUGGAUGAGGAGCCCAGUUAUUUAAAUACUUCGUCAUCAUCCACGAGACUCGAGUCGUUUUUCCAGGACUGCAACAGAUCAAAUAUUGAGGUCACUCACCAGAUGGACACGGAGACCGCGUGUGAGGAGCCAGGCAGCAGGCAGAGCACGCAUACCUUCUGUCCUACCACCGACGGGCAUCUCACUUCAGCUGUUGCUCCCGAGCCAGUUGUUCCUUGGGCAGAUCCGUUCUCUACUGAUGCGGAUGAGCUGGAUGACCUUGGACCGUUCUCCUUGCCUGACCUCCCGCUCCCGGAAAAGCCAGAAGAAGCUGAGCAUCGAGACUCUGAUUUUGUUGACCUGAACAAGUCUCACAUCAGACACACAAUGAUGGAUGUUGAUGACCCGGACUUGAUGCAGGUAGACCUUUCAGGUCAUGUGGAGACUCCAUGCUCUGCUCAAGACCAAAGGCUGGGGGAACCCACUGGGCAAGAUUUAGUUGUCCCAUCAUCGCAUAACACCUUUCAGCAGGAGUUGGACCCCGAGCCUCAGAGUGUUCCGGUCAAUAGCCCUCUGGCUUUCACGCAACAUAGCAUCAUGUUGGAAAGUAAAAUGCCAUACGGAGCGCCGGAUGAGUCCGAUCCUCAUAUGUUGUGUUCGCCGGUGAAAUCCGACAGCAGCCAACUCCAUCACAUCCAGAUUCAACCCCUGCCCGAGUCUUUGCAGUUGCCCCAAGACGACACCGUGUCCGUUGAUAAGUCAGAGGCCAGACAGGAGAACAUCUCCGAGCCCCUCACUGAACCUUCCUCACCCGAUCCUGGUCCCCAUCUCCCAGUGGCUGUUACCCCUCCCAGUUCAAUGGAACAUUCAGACACUCAAGAAACAACACAAAAGCCAGCGCAGGUACCCCAGAGCACAGUGUCUACGGAUAUUCCCAAAAAGGUGGAAGAGAUCCCUCAGAGGAUGACACGCAACCGGGCAAAGAAUCAUCUUUCUGCUGCGGUUUCCUGUCCAACCAUAACUUCAACAACUUCCCUGUCUGUGACCAUUAGUCCAGUAGUGACCAUUAACGCGAUCCCUACGAGAACGCCAACUCCCAAUUCGGUCUUGGCCUUUUCAUCUCUGAAGAAAGACAAAGACUCGUUGCUUGGCAUUUCAUCGACCGCAUCCAAUUCCACUCUGACACUCUCCGUACCAACUUCUUUGACCACCUCGCCUACAGUGGUCCUGAGCAAAACCAGCAAAGGCCGUCCACUACCCGUAGAGGAAGACGAUUCUCAAACCCAGCACCCGCGGAAACGGAAGUUUCCCCGUUCGACUGGGCAGCAGGUGCAAGUACAGCUGGUGAACACGGCCAUGCAACAGACGCGGGAAAUGAUUCAGCAGACGCUGGCCGUCGUCGUCAACGCCAUAAAGUUGGAUGACAUCGAGCCUUACCACAGCGAUCGCUCCAACCCGUAUUUUGAGUAUCUGCAGAUCAGGAAGAAAAUUGAGGAAAAGAGGAAAAUACUGUGCUACAUCACCCCGCAAGCUCCGCAAUGCUACGCCGAGUAUGUAACCUACACCGGCUCAUAUCUGUUGGAUGGGAAGCCUCUCAGCAAGCUUCAUAUCCCGGUGAUUGCCCCGCCGCCAUCAUUGUCAGAGCCUUUGAAAGAGCUCUUCAGACAACAGGAGGCGGUAAGAGGAAAGCUCCGGUUGCAGCACAGCAUAGAACGGGAGAAACUCAUCGUCUCGUGCGAGCAAGAAGUGUUGCGAGUCCACUGCAGAGCUGCAAGGACCAUAGCCAAUCAGGCGGUGCCGUUUAGUGCCUGCACGAUGCUUUUGGACUCCGAAGUAUACAAUAUGCCAUCAGAGAGCCAGGGUGAUGAGAAUAAAUCGGUGAGAGAUCGCUUCAACGCACGACAGUUCAUCUCCUGGAUUCAGGAUGUGGAUGAUAAAUACGACCGUAUGAAGACAUGUCUGUUGAUGCGGCAACAGCACGAGGCGGCAGCCCUCAACGCAGUACAAAGGAUGGAAUGGCAGUUGAAGGUCCAGGAAUUGGAUCCCGCCGGACACAAGUCCCUGUGUGUCAACGAAGUGCCGUCCUUCUACGUUCCAAUGGUUGAUGUCAACGACGACUUUGUCCUGCUGCCGGCGUGACACCUCCUUGGCGCAGCGAUAAAGAGUUAACUUUAUCCGAAUCCCUUCUUCUCAGAGAGAAUUUGUUGAACAGAAACAAAUGGAAAGGGCUAGCAAAUUGGGGAAGGGCCUUCAGACAAGGAAAACGGCAAAAGAACAGUGGAAGAGUGCAGAUUUAAAAGAAAAAAAACAUGCUCUUGGUUCCCUUCCUUGAAGAAGGAAACUUGUUUUUAACUGGGGGGAAAGAAAAUACUCAACUUGCACUUUCAUUCUCAAAAGUUUUUACUCCUUUUGUGGUCAGAGCAUGAAUAGCAGAAACCGUUUUUGCUUUGCGGCGCUGGCCCACAACUCCCUUCUGCUUGGCGCUGGCGAGACCGGGGGCGGGCGGGCGGGGGGGACAGAGAUAUAUUUUCUGCAUUCAAUUUUUUGGGGGGGCUUUGCUUCACAAGACCUAUCACUGGGGAGACGUGUCAAAAGAGGAGCUCUCCCAACAACAGCGUGUGGUGCCUGUGUACCAUAAGAGGAGCUGAAAAGGAUCCUCUCCUGUUGGGGCCAGGAGCACAAGUCGGUGCUUCCCCAGAGGAUGUCAACAACAAAACCUUGGUGCAUCUUGUGGAUCUGCUGAGAAUCCACGACGAGAUGACUGCAAGUGACUGACCAGGAAUCUCGAUGCAGGUGCUGGUGGAUUUGGGCUGUACGCGUUGUCGAAUCGGAGACGGCAAAUGGAUACAAGUGUGUGUGUGUGUGUGUGUGUGUGUGUAUGUGUGGGUGUGUGCUCGCGCGCAAGUCUGGGAGGAAGAAACUGCCUCUCAACCAUGCAGGACAGACGACAAGGAGCGCAGUGGGGUCCCCUGAGGUCAGACCGGAGGGUUCUCAACCAGCCCACUUGCUCCACAAAAGGCAUCCGAGCACCCUGGACUGCAAAAGCACCACAAGGACAACACGAAAAAAAAAAAAACAAACAUAAACGAAUGUUGACAUUCAAAGAGACUAUCGAGAAAUUGUCGUUUGUCAGGCGGGGAGAAAUAUUGUUUUUUUUUUUUUUUUUGUGUAUUUCUUUACUUGGGCAUUUCAUUGUUUCUGAGGAAGUGACUUGAAACACUACAGAGCCAAUAUUAGUUUAAUGGAGAGAAAAAAAAACAAAAAACAAACAAAAGCAAACUGAAAAAAAAGUUGUAUUCCGUAAAUGAUGUACAGUUUUUAUAUUCGUUAACCAAUGUAUUCUUGCUGCCUUCUAGAUAAUUUAUUUUGCCACACAUUACUGCACAGUUGUAAAUAACCUAUGUACUGUAAUAUCACUCAAGUAAGUGUAAAGAAAAACAAAAGAAAUAAAAAAGUAUCUUUUUAUGUACAGUUCACUUUUGGGCAGCACUUUCCCUCCCUCAUAUCUGUGGGCCAAAUAUGUACUCAAUUCUGUCAGUAUUGGAAAGGCAAAGUUGUAUAGUCCUACCCCCCCCCCCCGUCACCAUCACCCGGAACGACAUCACUGUCACUUACAAAAUGGCCGACAGACACCACUUCUGGAUUGAACGCCCCCCCACUCCCACCCCCCUUUCCCCAAAAGGCCAACCAACACAUUUCCACACAUGUAGCAGACUAGACGAGGAUUUAUUUAACAAAUAGAGGAAUAUUACUCACUGCUUUACUACACAAUUAUAUCGGAGAAAUCUCAAACCAAGAAAAUGCCUUUUCCGGUGAAAACUAAUGUACUCAUUGUUGGGCAAAGUCACAGCUAUUUAUUUGUUUGAAUGAAAGCAUUCGUGAUGUCGUUCAUGGACUCAACCAUUGUGGUUAUAUUUGAUGUUUUACGGUUUUUUUUGUUGUUGUUUUGUUUUUCCGUUCAAAAAUUGGCUUGGAAUAUUUUCUCCUCAUCCAAUCGUGUUGUCAAAAAAAAAAAACGCCAGGGUCAUCAUAUUCUGUUCACGUGUCUCAAAUAAGAGUGAGUUUGGAGAGUUGAGAGGUUUCAUUCCACGCUGACCUUUUUCACUUUCUGUCUGACUCAUGGUGCGCAUUACUACUUAGCCUUAUACAUUGCAAUGCUGACCCACUGGAUGGAACCGGUGAGGUCGAACACUAAGUACUUUUGACUAUGUACGGGACGGGGCUUUGAAAUUGUUGGAUGCUCGCGAAUCUGUUUCAUAUUGACAGAAAUUCAUUCGGUGAUUGGAUCCCCUUUCUGAAAUCAGUACAAUUAAGAUUUCUUCUCGUAGAACUGAUAACGCUUUUGUCUCCAGUCGCAGGUUUGAUCAAUUAUUGACACAAUUUGGCGACCUUUUUCUUCCAGAAAACUCUCAAAUGGAAUCAUGCAGAAAUCUUUGCCAUCUUUUAUUGUUCAAAAUGUGAUGUUCCGUUCCCGGAUACUCUCAUUUAAUGCCAUUGACGACUAUAGACGUCAAAGAUCCAUUUUUAACUGGGCUGGCAGUGAAUGAUUUCAAAGGCCGUCUGCAUACUGUCAGUCAAAGUCAUUGCUGUGUUUAGGAUGUGUCAUCGAUUACGCUGUGCAGACAAGUGGCUGGAAGUAUAGUUACACCCCUCCAGGUUGGUACACGUUAACGUUUAUAUUUUACCCCUUCUCUCCCCCCAUCUUGGUUUGUGUUGGUUUCUUCCAAAAUUAGGUUGUGUUUCGGUCACGGAAUUAUUGUGUGUCUUUUUAACUCUUGAUACCGUUCUGUAUCUCCGAGGUGUUUUUGUUUUUCUCACACCAUUGGCAUGUCAAUCACAUUGCUUAUGAAGCAGAAUGUAAACCCAUUACCGUGUUUGUCCGCCGACACCCUCACUUAUUGUUUACAAGACAUCCUCUGUGUUUUGCUUUCGUCCGUCAGCCUUUGUUUGUACUUGUGCAAUCGAUCACUGAUUUGAACGACAAAGGCUUGAAAUGGUGAUGGUUGCCACAGUUGCACACUGUGCAAAUCAUUGGAAACGUUUUGGGUUUGUUUAUUUUUUUUUUCUCCCAGAACCCACCCCCCACCCGCAUGUCCGUUACACAGAGCAAUAGGUUGAUUUUUCCAAGUGUGAAUAGUCAGCCAUACCGAGUGAUUCCCGCAUCCAACGAGUGCUCGCACAUCAGUGGUCGGAUGCACAGUCGAGCACUUGGCCGGGGUGAUGCAGAUGCUAAGCCUGACACCACCUCAGUCAGCAACAUAUUACCUCUACAAUCCUCACAUUCACUCAUAAUUUAGAUUUGUUGUGGUUUUCUUACUGGAUUUAGAUAUACAUAAUUGCUAUUUUUUCAUUUGAUCACGAUUUCAAGCCUUUUUUUUCCCUCUCUGUCAUUUUUUUUAUUCAAACCCAGACUGUAGCUGUUUGUUCCUUUUUUUUUUUUUAAGAAUGGACAAUGACUAACACAAAGCAUGGAGAACUACUCUUAAAAUGGUGAGAAAUAACCUAUUUAUUAUCUUUUUUUUUUUUCCUGGCACCUGUGGUAUGUUUUGGUUUAAGUUGGUCUCCGCUGUGUAAAUUUUCCUCCUUGUAAUGCGUGAAAGAGACAUUCUGUAAAUAGUUGUGUAAAUAAAACCUCCCAGGACGUUU